Fusarium musae is the source of this 783-nucleotide messenger RNA. RefSeq lists its product as uncharacterized. NCBI's taxonomy places the organism in Eukaryota, Fungi, Ascomycota, Sordariomycetes, Hypocreales, Nectriaceae. The record is from RefSeq and is a predicted model, not a curated record. The coding region runs from base 1 to 783 and encodes 260 amino acids. The transcript has a single exon.
AUGACAUCCAGACGCUCCCAGUUCCUCAAAGAGGCGCCCCCUGGAGGUUACUUCCCAGAACCAACAUAUGUUUACACUGUCCACCCUCCUCAGACUCAAGAUCCGUUCCGAAAUGUGCCUGCUCGUAUGGCUGAAGACUACAGCCAAAUGUAUCCCCCCUCUUCAGCUGCAACAAACAUCUUCGUUCCUGGCUGCUGCCGUUCUCGUCGCCGUGCAUCUCGAUACUCAAAGACCUACGAAAGCGAAGGUUCAACCAAAAGCUAUGCUUCCUACGAAGACGUUCAGCCUGCUCAGCCUGUGGAUCGUCUCCCACCGCGCAUCGCUCUUAAGCAACUAUCUGAUUUUCUUCACGAAGCUGGUGUCUUCUACAACACGCAGCUAAUGGACUUUGCACGCGAGCACCAACGUCAAGGCCACGACACGUCCAAUGAAGCUCUUCGACAGUGGCUCUGGAACGACUGGAUUCGAUCUCGCGACAACCCUUCCCGUGAGAACUUUACAUCUACCAAGACGAGCAUUACACUCUUGCUUCGUCAGGUUGAGAGCGCCAUCGCGACACCUUGGCUAGAGAACGCAGACCUAAACGUCCGAUUCGACUUUAGCUAUAAGGCCCUUAAGAGUUCUUGUGAUGAGAUUGUCAGAUUGUCAGGCAAGGUCAUGAGCGAUUGGCAAACUUGUCGGUUUCUGGCUGUCGAGCUCAAGAAUGCCCGUGUUUAUGCCGACCCGGAGGGACCUGUUCUGAGACAUUUGUUUGUGGGGUGGGAGAAGGGCGAACCUUGGUGA